Messenger RNA from Staurois parvus, 387 nucleotides. The record is from the annotation of a GenBank genome assembly. Lineage: Eukaryota; Metazoa; Chordata; Amphibia; Anura; Ranidae.
AUGCAGACUGCUACUACAAACAUUUGUGAAAGACUGUACAAUAAGUCCAUCCGUGAAAUUUCCUUUCUGCUAAAUAUUCCACGGUUAACUGUUAGUGGUAUUAGAACGAAGUGGAAGCAACUGGGAAUAACAGCAACACAGCCACAAAGUGGUAGGCCAUGUAAAAUGACAGAGCGGGGUCAGCGCAUGCUGAAGCUCGCACUGCGCAGAAGUCGCCAACUGUCUGCAGAGUCAAUAGCUAAAGAACUACAAACUUCGUGUGGCUUUCAAAUUAGCACAAAAGUGUAUAGAGAGCUUCAUGGAAUGGGUUUCCAUGGUCGUGCAGCUGCAUCCAAGCCUUACAUCACCAAGUGCCAUGCACAGUUUCGGAUGCAAUGGUGUAAAGCA